Molecule: messenger RNA, 249 nt
Organism: Staurois parvus
Lineage: Eukaryota; Metazoa; Chordata; Amphibia; Anura; Ranidae
Source: the annotation of a GenBank genome assembly
UCACACAGUCCUGCAACACUAAUAGAUCCAAUAGGUACAACUGAAUGGGCAGCACUGUGGGGCUUAGUCCAGGGGCAGACUGACAACUCAUGGUGCCCCCGGGCAAUAGGUGAUCAUGGGACCCCUGUGUCCUUGCCCAAACUCAAAAAAGCCUAUGAAAAAGGUACCAGGGGCAUCUCAUGGGGCCCCCUACUGACCCCGGGCCCUCAGGCAGUGCCCGAGUUUCCAAAUGGUCAGUCUGCCCCUGGC